Messenger RNA from Acipenser ruthenus (sterlet), 1019 nucleotides. Its product is annotated as GTP-binding protein 1-like. Lineage: Eukaryota; Metazoa; Chordata; Actinopteri; Acipenseriformes; Acipenseridae. Gene Ontology annotation, biological process: translational elongation. The record is from RefSeq and is a predicted model, not a curated record. Gene Ontology annotation, molecular function: GTP binding; GTPase activity; translation elongation factor activity.
CCGAUAUUCCAGAUCUCCAACGUGACCGGUGAGAACAUGGACCUUCUCAAGAUGUUCCUCAACCUGCUCUCCUCCAGGACCUCCUUCAGCGAUGAGGAGCCGGCCGAGUUCCAGAUCGACGACACCUACUCCGUCCCGGGUGUGGGCACCGUGGUCUCUGGUACCACGCUGCGUGGGUUGAUUCGUCUCAAUGACGUGCUGCUGCUCGGUCCCGAUCCCCUGGGGAACUUCCACCCCAUCGCCGUCAAAUCCAUCCACAGGAAGCGCAUGCCUGUGAAGGAGGUGCGGGGCGGGCAGACCGCCUCCUUCUCACUCAAGAAGAUCAAGCGCUCCUCUAUUCGGAAGGGCAUGGUGAUGGUCUCUCCCCGGCUCAACCCUCAGGCCUCCUGGGAGUUUGAGGCGGAGAUUCUGGUCCUGCAUCACCCGACAACCAUCAGCCCUCGAUACCAGGCCAUGGUUCACUGUGGUAGUAUCAGACAGACAGCCACCAUCCUGUCCAUGAACAGAGACUGCCUGCGCACAGGGACAAAGGCCAGCGUCCACUUCCGCUUCAUCAAGACCCCCGAAUACCUGCACCGGGACCAGAGGCUGGUCUUCAGAGAGGGCAGGACCAAGGCCGUGGGGACCAUCGUCGCGUUGCUUCAGUCCGCCAACACCUCCCCGUCGAACUCCAAGCCACAGCAAAUCAAAUGCAGCCCAGCAAAAAGAGCCACGCCCCCUCGGCAGGAGAGAGGAGGGGCCUGGCUCAGGGGGCGGGGCCAGCACCGAGGACACUCCCACCACACAGCUAGGCUCCGCCCGGCCAGCCAGCCCAGAGACCAACACAGCAGCGCCAAAGAGUGGAGGAGGCGGCAGGAGGAGAGGAGGGCAGCGGCAUAAAGCAAAGUCCCUGAGCAGCACCACCACAGCUCCCCCUGCAGGUGGAGGAAUGAAUUAAACACAGACUAAAAACACACCAUAGGUAUAUAGUUGAAAAAAGACAGACAGACAGACAAACAGACAAACUCACACUAGCCCUG